Molecule: messenger RNA, 504 nt
Organism: Lodderomyces beijingensis
Lineage: Eukaryota; Fungi; Ascomycota; Pichiomycetes; Serinales; Debaryomycetaceae
Source: the annotation of a GenBank genome assembly
AUGCCGCUCAAUAAAAGCCUAAAGACGACGCUACUAACGUUGACUUGGCUCCCAGUGCUAUAUUCUUUCACCAGCCAUGUCUACCAGCCGUACCAGAUCAAAGGAUCGUCCAUGACCCCCACUUUCAACCCGGGGACGUCCACUACGGCCAAGGAUAUAGUGUUGGUGCAGAAAUUCAACAUCAAGUCGAAACCGGACUCCAUUGCCAAGGGAGAUAUCAUCAUGUUUAGAUCGCCGCUAGAUCCCGAUAAGCUAUUGACCAAACGAGUCAUUGGUGUCAAUGGGGAUCGCGUCUACCCCAAAUCGCCACGGUAUCCCAAGCUGGAGGUGAAGAUACCGCGAAACCAUUUAUGGGUGGAGGGGGAUAACAGCUUCCACUCGAUCGACUCGAAUGAGUUUGGACCUAUAAGUAAAGGCUUGGUUGUCGGGAAAGUCGUGUAUAUAAUUUGGCCAGCUAGUCGAUGGGGACAGGAUUUGCGAGGCGGUCUAGGUGAUGAUAUUUGA